ACCUUGCAGACAUAGGAGGAGAGAAGUGGCUAGGAGUGUGUGUGUGUGUGUGUGUUUAUGAGAAAAUGAGAGGGACAGAGAGAGAGAGGGGGCAUAUUAAAGAGCACGCCAAACAGAGGACAAGCUGUGGCAGCAGCUUUUUUCCUCUGAGCUGCGGACAACCUGCAGGACAGACCGUGUCUGUCUACUAAAAGCCAAGGACUAUAUUUGACUUCUUCUAAACCAGUUUUGACCCUGAAACCACUUUAAGUCCAAAGAGGACUACAGAAGCUUUAUUGAAGGAGGAACAAAACCUAAUCAACUAUUUUCAUUUUCACAUUUCAGGCAAACUUGGAUCCUCUUUUUUCUUUCAAAAAUCAAGAAGAAAAUAAGGCUGAAGGGAAACUAAGAGGGAUAAUUCACUGUACAUCUGACUGAAAGAGCAGCCUUCUUUCCUGACAACUUUUCCAAGCCAAAGAGAACAAAACAGACAAAAACAAAAUCUGCUCAGGAACAGCGGAACAUGUCUUUAAAUAAUUACUAAAUAUAAAGGAUAUAGAGGACUCAAAUGAAGACACAGCAAGAGGAGGACAGCUUCUGCAACCCUGCCAUGCUUUUGGAUAUUUGUUCUUCAUUUUCAGGUCUGGGCAAAUAAAGACAAAACAAAACAAGAGAGAAGCAAAGGAAGAAUUUCAUCUUGGAGGAAAAUCAAAAUACUUUUCCACUGGUGAUUCUUUUAACACCAAGAAAAAUAAGUAAAACAUAGAAUUCAGAGGCUCAAAUGAGAAGUUAUUAAAAACUAGAGGCAAACAGAUAACAAAUCAAGGAAAAUAGGACCUCAGGAACUGGAAUGUAAAAGAAGAAAUAGUCAAAAAUAAAGCACAGAUUUCCCCAGAAUUUACAAAGAAAAAAAGGCAUCCUAAUCAUGAAGCUUCUCAGGUUUUUUGCAACUCUUUGCUCCGUUAUCUACCCUGUGCAGCCUGUGGCCCCCCCGAGCAGCGUGGCCCUCAGUCGGCUGGACCGCUGGGUGCGCUCUGGCCUCCAGGUGUUGCAGUGGGACCAGCUGGACCGCUGCCUCCGGAUGUCCUCCAUGUCUGAAGCGGACUGCAGACGGCUCACCCACCUGACGCCGUCGUCUGUGGCCGUGUAUAUGUCCGAGCAGCACGCCGCCGCAGGUCCCUUCAACAAAGUCCAGGCCAUCCUGCCUGACUUUUCCAGUGGGAUGCUGAGUUCCAAGCUGAGAGGAAGUUUCAACGUCGGACGAAUGCUGAACAGAGCUGACGGUUCACAUAGACUCCACCAGCCCCUCUAUAGUUCCUCUGCCCAUGAUGUUGUGAUGGUGCUGGAUCCAAGCCCAGGAGAGAACUUUGGACACCCCGUCUUCCUCUUUUAUUUGGACAUGAAUGUGACCAAGAAGAGAUGUUCCCACCUCGAUGGUAUUAACCUGGGUGAAGAGUGUUUGACGCUGGCUUUAAAGGGUCGCUGCCAGAACCAGCUGAAGCGUAGGCAGACAGGUCCACAGAGGCUGUUUGGUCCCAGACGGAUGGCAGCUGGGACGCUGCGUGGUGGCACCGCUGGGAGCCGCCUGUUAGAACAAGCCAUUGGAGGUUUCUGUGAGGUCCACUUUCUGCCCCUGGUGGUUGCCAUCGGAGACAGCAGCAUGUCACAGAGACUCAAAUGUGUCGACAACCCAGAGUUUGCACGGUGUCCUCAGCAGCUGCCCAUGAGCUCUCCCAGUCUGCCCGUCUCAAGCUGUGAGCUGAAUAAGAACACCAGGCGCUGCCACCAGCAGCCUUUGGCCACACACCUGUCCUGUCGCCUUUAUCAGACCUGUGACCAUGCUGUGCUCAUCUCAGGUGGAUGGCAGCCUCAGAUGACAUUUCAGCAUCACCUUCAGAAUCUUCAAAGGUUCUACAGAGUGCUCCGAAAUAACGGCUUCCAUAAAGACCACAUCAAGACUUUCUUCGCCAGCAGUGGACAGCUUCUUGAAGAUUUAGAGGGUGUGUACUCGGCAACAGAGAAAGCGGUGAUCCGUAACCAUGUGUCAUACAUUUGCCGGAAGCAGCACUGUGCCGACACUCUGGUUCUGUACCUGAACUCACCAACGCGCACCGAUGGAACCAUGCUGUUGUGGGACGCCAACCUGAAUGGCAUCGCUGACCUAAAGGAACGCUACUCGGUGAGUGAGCUGCUGGCAGAUCUGGCCGGCUGCAGGGCAGUUCGUGUCCUCCUGUUUGUAGAUCAGAGCUAUAGUGGAGUCCUGUCCAAGAGGCUAAGGAGUUCCCAGAAGCACUACAAUGUGGUCCUGAUCCAGCAUCAGUCCAGACAGAUCCAGACUUAUCAGAACCACAGACUAUUCCCUGGCUGGGAUGAUAGCAGCUGGUCCUCUAUAAGUGCUUCUACAUGCCUAUUAGACCACUUGGAGAAGAUUGAUGGAAUGUCUCACCUCUUGGAGCCAUGGGCUGGCCUUUUAAAUGUGACGUUGGCAGGAGCGCCAUGCAAUGCCACCCCUCCUCUUACAGACAGUGAAAUGCGGCGGGAGUAUCAGGGUUGCCAGAACCUGCCAACUGCUCUGUGGUACCAGAAACAUGGGAGGACCAACUGAGUGAGACCAACAAAGACUUAUCCAGAAAGGACAGGCGGAGAUGUAUUAACUCCAGUCUUGAAUUUCUUCCACUGCUUGUGACUGGGGGUGGGUUUGAGGGUGGGGCUCUAGUGUGUUGCAAAUUCAGUUUACUGUGUUAGACACUGCUGUGUGUUUAUUUUAUGAAUUAAGUCUACUGUGAAUGCACACCGUCUCAGUGGGAUGUCCUGAACACCAUGUGACUUCUAUGUGUGUGUAUUUGUUUAAGUGUGUGUCCAUGAGUUCAGCAAAAGGACAGUCUAUCUCAAGGGCCAGCACUGGGUUUACUUUAUGGUCAAAGUAUUUGUUUGUGAGUGUACAACACAUCUCCUGAGCACUUUAAGAUCCAGUCGUAAGCCUAUUUUCCUCCCCACACCAGUCUCCUUUCAGGGUCUUAUUUUAAUCUUAUUUUCCUUUUCUGAAUGCAAUUCACAUUGUUUGAAUUCUUCUACUUGCCACCGUGCCUUCAUUUUGAUUUCUCAUAUUUUUCUUACUUCUUUUGCAAAACACAACACAAUUUUUUUUGUGACCUUGGCUAAUUGAUCUUACAAAAACAAUCUUUAAAAUGUUAUAAACAUUUUAGAUUCUUAGCAGGGGUUUUAAAGCAUUCACCUUAUUUCUCUUCACUAUAUAAACGUCUGUACACAAAAAACAGCAAAAGAACAAAGCACAACCUUUACACAAUAAUAUAUACCAUGAAGUAGUCAAUUGUUGAUUGUGAGUUUAGUAACAUGACUGUGUAGAUUCUACAGGUUGUAUUGGUUCAGAUAACAUUGUUAAUCAUCCAGUAGUAUACACAACCUAAUCAUUAACAAUGGUGGUCUGUUUUAGGCUGUAAACUGGGAGGGCACAGCUUUUCUGCUGUUUAAUAAUUGUAACAAUUACAGACAGGAAUAUAUCACUGGACACUUAUGGCCCUUUCAGUAUGUGACACAUACAUCGCUGCACUCUAAACCUCAUUAUUUUUAAUGACUCGGGUAAUGCCAGGGGGGUUCAUCGCUGUGGCAAGCAAAGACAAGUGCAGUGCACCCCUUUAGAAGAUCGUAUGCUCAACACAGCC
Messenger RNA from Cyprinodon tularosa, 3662 nucleotides. RefSeq lists its product as uncharacterized. Lineage: Eukaryota; Metazoa; Chordata; Actinopteri; Cyprinodontiformes; Cyprinodontidae. Bases 905 to 2584 code for a protein of 559 amino acids. The record is from RefSeq and is a predicted model, not a curated record. The transcript has 8 exons.